AAGAGCUUGGGUUCUACAUCUGAGCAUCUCCUGCAAGGGAGAGGGAAGGGGGAACGCUUGUCCUUGCAGGGCUAGCUGGAAUCCCUGCACGAGCUGGAAAUAGUCUUUGACACUUUGCUCCUGAAAAUGUUGGGAUCAGACCCUAAAUAGUGUGAUGAGGAUCUCAGGGUGUACAAAAUUUGUGCACUUAUUUAUUAUGAUUUUUGUUGUUCCAGCUAGGGCGGCUACCUGAGAGCCCUCUUCCUGGCAUUGGUACUAGGUCAGCUGUGCUAAUUAUUUUUAAGGAAGUUGGGAAAUAAUAGCCUGAGUUUUGGAAGACAUUUAACUCCUGUAUUUCCUCACCAUGCAGCCACAGUUGUGUCACCCACGAAGCCAACUGGUGGAGGCAAAAAUUGCAGUUCUGGGGAAGGCUUUUCCACUAGUCUUGGCAAGGUGUUUGUUCUGGGUGUGCUUUCAGCUCCGCCACUCACUUCCUAUGUGAUCCUGGCCAAGUCACUUUGACACUUUAUAUCCUUAUAUUCUGAAGUCAGUUUGGGAGUACUAUUCCUGAGCAUUUUCACUGAUGUCUGAAGUGCAUUGGUAUCCUGAAAGUAGCUAUUCUGGAGGACUGAAUUCAGGCUCUUUUGAGGUUUCUGAGCAGAGGUGCAGUGGAUGUGUAAGUCAUACCUGUUAAUGAGGUGCUGGGAAUAUGGCAUUGGUAUUGGAUAUGGCUGGGAAUUUGGUCUUGGCAGGGGAGAGUUAUCUCCAAAAGAAGUGGUGAGAAAAUUCUUGCUCGACUUCCCUUCCCCACCUGCCUUUAAGUUCCUGAGUCAUGGAAAUGAAAAUCUCUUUGGCAUACGCCCAUGAUUUGGGCUAGAGGGUGUGGAAGAAGCUAUGAUUGGAUCCUCAAAGCCUGUGGUUGUGAUAAGAACAUACUGUACCGGAAGAAACAAAUGUUAACCUUACUGGAGAGUAGAAGGUUUGAAAGAAACUUUUGGACUGUGAAUUGAGGCAUUGGAUUCAAGAUGGCCUCACCAGCAGACAGCUGCAUCCAGUUCACUCGCCACGCGAGCGAUGUUCUCCUCAAUCUCAACCGCCUUAGAAGCCGGGAUAUCCUGACGGAUGUUGUUAUCAUUGUGAACCGGGAACAGUUCAGAGCCCACAAAACAGUCCUCAUGGCUUGCAGUGGCCUCUUCUACAGCAUCUUCACUGACCAGCUCAAAUGCAACUUGAAUGUCAUCAAUCUGGACCCUGAAAUCAACCCAGAGGGGUUUUGCAUCCUCUUGGACUUCAUGUACACAUCCCGUCUGAACUUGAGGGAGAGCAAUAUCAUGGCUGUGAUGGCCACCGCACUGUACCUGCAGAUGGAACAUGUGGUUGAUACUUGCCGAAGGUUUGUCAAAUCUAGUGAAGCUGAGAUGGUAUCUGCUAUGAAGACUCCAAGGGAAGAAUUUUUGGCUGGCCGGAUGCUGAGCCACCCAGAGGUGAUGGCUUAUCGGAGCAGAGAUAUCUCAGAGAACAGCAUGCAUCUCCGAAAUGGAUCCCUUUGCGAUGGGAGGGCCUUUGCACCUGGCUUGUUCAACAGUUUGUCUGGCUCCUCCAUUUCCUACCCUGCAUACAGCCCUCUCCCUCUAAAUAGCUUCCUUGUGGAUGAUGACUUGCGGGAGAUGAGGAUGCCCCUCUCUGAACUCUCAAGGGCGAGUGCCUUCCCAAAAGAGAGGGUUCUGCCAUGUGACAGUUCUUGGACGGUCCCCACUGAGUACAAGAGGACCAUCACCGACAUCUCUGCCAACAUGUGCCACUCCACGAUCUAUGCUCCAAAAGAAGCUGCUGCUGAAGAAGCCAGGAGUGACAUGCACUACAGCGUAGCCUCUGGCCCCAAACCUGUUGUCCCCUCAGUCCGGAACAACUCCUACUUCUCUUGUGACAAAGUGGCCAAAGAGGAGGAACGGACAUCUUCAGAGGAUGAGAUCAGCCAGCACUUUGAGCCCACCAACACCCCCCUGGACCGCAAGGGACUCAUUAGCCCCCAGAGCCCCCAGAAGUCAGACUGUCAGCCCAAUUCACCGACUGAGUCCAGCAGCAGCAAGAAUGCCCGUAUCAGUCAGAGCUCCAGUUCUCUGGUCACCAAAAGCCCCACAGACCCUAAAGCCUGCAACUGGAAGAAGUAUAAAUUCAUUGUCCUCAACUCUCUCAAUCAGAGCACCAAGCAAGACAGUGCUGACCAGAACGAGAUGGGAACCCUCUCUCCUCGCACCUACAUGCCCAUGUCCACCUGCCAGCAGUCCAUGGAGCCAGAACAUCUCAAUGUGCAAUCCCCUACCAAGAUGAGCAUGAAUGGAGAAGAUUCCACUAUACCACAGGCGAGCAGACUCAACAAUAUUGUUAACAGGUCCCUGGAUGGGUCCCCUCGGAGCAGUGAAGGACAGUCCCCACUGUACAUGCAUUCAUCAAAGUGUAGCUCCUGUGGCUGUCAAUCCCCACAACAUGCUGAGAUGUGCCUUCACACCCCUGGCUCAACCUUUGGAGAGGAGAUGGGGGAAACCCAGUCUGAAUACUCUGACUCCAGUUGCGAGAACGGCGCUUUCUUCUGCAAUGAGUGCGACUGUCGGUUCUCUGAAGAGGCCUCUCUCAAGAGGCACUCUCUGCAAGUCCACAGUGACAAGCCCUACAAGUGUGAUCGCUGCCAGGCUUCCUUCCGCUACAAGGGAAACCUCGCCAGCCACAAAACCGUCCACACAGGAGAAAAACCAUAUCGCUGCAACAUCUGUGGGGCACAGUUCAACCGGCCAGCCAACCUGAAAACCCACACGCGCAUCCACUCUGGCGAGAAACCAUACAAGUGUGAGACCUGUGGAGCCCGAUUCGUCCAGGUGGCUCAUCUCCGUGCUCACGUGCUAAUUCACACCGGGGAGAAACCUUACCCCUGCGAAAUCUGCGGCACGCGCUUCCGACAUCUGCAGACGCUCAAAAGUCACCUUCGAAUCCACACGGGAGAGAAACCGUAUCAUUGUGAGAAGUGCAACCUGCACUUCCGCCACAAAAGCCAGCUGCGGCUUCACCUCCGGCAGAAGCACGGGGCCAUCACCAACACCAAGGUGCAGUACCGCAUCUCGGCGACCGAGGUGCCUCCGGAGCUCCCCAAGGCAUGCUGAAGGCUGAGGAUUUCCCCAGAAGCAUCGCAGUGGGGAAGGGCAGGAAAGGAAGUUGUCCAAAGGAUACUUAAAACUUUUAAAAAAGAAAAAAAAAAGAACGAAAAAGAAAAACAAGAAAAAAAAUCAUCACAUGAUGGAGUGCCUCUAAACCCAUAGUGCAGAUAGGUGGAAAAACAUUAGAAAUAAAUUAAAAAAAAAAAGACGGGUUUUAUUUUUUCCCAGUUAUGUGAAACUAAAAGAAAAAUAAAAUAAUUAUUCAGAUCUUAUUGUAUAUAAAACAUAAAAAUAGUCAUUUUAAAUGUCUGUGCAGUGGAGUGUUGAUAAACUCUGGAGUCUAACCUUCACAGCCUUUGCCGUUUGAAGAUGAGGAAUGUAAUGUUGAUUUAUGGGAACAGAUUUUUUUUAUAUGCAAAAUGCGUGUUCUUUUAAAGUAUGCUAUUAAAGAGAGGGCUUUAACUUUUUUAACCAAAGGUGAAGGAAUCUAUGGCAGAGUUGUAAAUAUAUAUAGAUAUAAAUAUAUAAAUAUAUAUAUAAAAUAAAUAUAUAUAGACCUUUAAAAAAGCUAUAUUAAAAAUAUAUAAAAUGCAUUAAAGGCUCAGUUGGACUCUGCAGGCAGAAGCCACUCUGAGAAUCUUUAUUAUGAUAGAGCACUUAACGAGAUAUUUUAAAGUAUUGCAUCUGUACAAGUAAGAAAAUAUUUUGUCUAAAUGCAUCAGUGUAUUUGUAUUUUUUUGCAAGUGAAGGUUUACAAUUUACAAAAAAGUGUGUAUUAAACCAACAAAGCUGCAGAAGGAAUUUAAAAUAAUAAUAAAGUGUAAUUUUUUGUUCUAGUUCUCAGUCUGUAUAUAUGUAAAAUGUGGUUUCGCACGGUGCCUUUCUUUUCAAUGGAAGUUUUCAAUGUAUGGACUAUAUUGAGCUCAGUUUCUUCUUCAAGGUACAGCCUGACAUUGCAAAAGGAGUUUUGGUGGAACUCUCUAUUGGAGAAUGUUGUUUUUGUUUUGUUUUUUGGUUAUUUUUUUUUCCAGUCUUAUUUUACAUGCUUGUGUUAUAAACAAUCUCGGGAGACAGGGUUUGGGCUGUGUCUAAACUGCAUUAAUGCAUUCUGUAAAAUAUAGCUGUACAAAUAAAAGAAUAAAAUGAAGAAAAGUGAA
Molecule: messenger RNA, 4285 nt
Organism: Rhea pennata
Lineage: Eukaryota; Metazoa; Chordata; Aves; Rheiformes; Rheidae
Gene: BCL6
Product: BCL6 transcription repressor
Exons: 10
Coding region: 1005-3134 (709 amino acids)
Biological process (GO): regulation of transcription by RNA polymerase II
Cellular component (GO): nucleus
Molecular function (GO): protein binding; DNA-binding transcription factor activity, RNA polymerase II-specific
Source: RefSeq, a predicted model, not a curated record